AUGGCACCAAUCAAAAAGCCAAAACCUGAUGGAGUCAAAAAGAUCUCUUUCAACGCAACUGAUGUGACUCCUGCUCGCGGUGUUGAAGAAAAAAUGAGUUGGAAGGAAUACAAAAAAAUGAAGGAGCAAGUUGGAAUCGGGAUGCCAAAAAAGUUGAGGAAAAAGAAGGAACCAAUAGCUAAUGAAGAAGAUAGUGGACCGAAGAAACCAAUGAAGCUGACUAAUGCACAAAAGGAAAGACACGAUACUGGCGCUGGUGUGAUUGAUCCUUCAACAAUGAGGUCGAAGCUUCAACAGGAAAAAAUGAAAAUGACAAAAGAGAAAUUCGAGCGAAGAAUCGAAGCAACCGCGAAAGCGGAGAAGCGGCUUGUUGAAAAUGCAGGAUUCGUGGCUCCAGAUGAUGAGGAAGACAACGUGUUAACAUAUAGCGUUCGUCAAAGAGACAUCGUCGAAGCUGUAGAUUUGGCGGCAGCCACUAAACAUUUCGAAUUGAAGCUCCCACGUUUCGGACCAUAUCACAUUGAUUACACCGACAACGGAAGACAUUUGGUUAUUGGUGGAAGAAAAGGACAUCUGGCUGCUAUCGACUGGCAAACUAAACAUCUUCAUUUCGAGCAAAAUGUGAUGGAAAAGGUUUCCGAUGUCAAGUUUUUGCACACGGAAAACUUCAUCGCAGUUGCUCAAAAGAAUUAUACAUAUGUAUAUGAUAAUCUGGGAACCGAAUUACAUUGUCUCAAAACGAUGUAUGACACAGCUCGCCUUGAAUUCUUACCUCGUCACUUUCUCCUCGUUGGUGGCUCGCGCAACUCUUUUCUCAAUUAUGUUGACGUUUCCGUUGGAAAACAAAUCACUUCGUUCGCAACCAAAUGUGGAACUCUCGAUGUAAUGUGUCAGAAUCCAGCUAAUGCUAUCAUUCACACUGGACAUACAAAUGGAACAGUAUCGCUAUGGUCUCCAAACUCCAAAGAACCACUUGUCAAGAUUCUUGCUCAUUUGAGUGCAGUUAAAGGGAUUGCAGUUGAUGACCAAGGAAACUACAUGGCGACUACUGGAUUGGAUAGAAAGUGUCGUAUUUGGGACGUUCGGAUGUUCCGCCAGCUUCAUGCAUACUCUCUCCCAUUUGGUGUCUCCAACGUGGCAAUCUCCCAAAAAUUGGACGUUGCUUGCGCAGUUGGAAAUCAUGUACAGGUCUUCAGAGGAAUGCACAAUGGAACUUGCAAAGAACCAUAUUUGGUGCACAAUUGCGGAGGAGUUGUCACUGAUUUGAGAUUCGUACCAUGGGAAGAUGUGCUCGGAAUUGGUCACGCUGGAGGAUUUACAAGUAUGUUGGUGCCGGGAGCUGGAGAUCCAAACGUGGAUACAUUGCGAUCGAAUCCAUAUGAGACAAAAUCACAGAGAAAAGAGAGAGAAAUCAAACAGUUGCUCGACAAGCUGCAACCAGAACUUAUCAGUCUGGAUCCUGAAGACAUCAACAAAGUCAAUGAAGGUCUUUUGGAAGUGGAAGAGGAGGAACGAAAGAAGAUACUCUACAUCCGUCCGAUGUCGGUUCAAUACACACCACGUCACAAAAUGCGUAGCAAGAAGAGCGGAUGGAAGAUGGAGGCACGCAAAAACAUUGUCAAAGAUAAGAUUAGAAUGGAAAGAAAUAUGGAGAAGCAUGCUGUCGAGAAAGAGGUCUUCGGAGAACCUGAGCAAGCAGAACAGUCGAAAAAGAAACACAUUCUCGAUAGGCUUAAGUGA
Messenger RNA from Caenorhabditis briggsae, 1740 nucleotides. RefSeq names its product Protein CBR-WDR-46 (gene Cbr-wdr-46). Bases 1 to 1740 code for a protein of 579 amino acids. The transcript is spliced from 5 exons. Gene Ontology annotation, molecular function: protein binding. Lineage: Eukaryota; Metazoa; Nematoda; Chromadorea; Rhabditida; Rhabditidae. Gene Ontology annotation, cellular component: nucleolus; small-subunit processome; 90S preribosome. The record is from RefSeq and is a predicted model, not a curated record. Gene Ontology annotation, biological process: maturation of SSU-rRNA from tricistronic rRNA transcript (SSU-rRNA, 5.8S rRNA, LSU-rRNA).